Branchiostoma belcheri (Belcher's lancelet) is the source of this 1221-nucleotide messenger RNA. Its product is annotated as tyrosine-protein kinase fyna-like. Gene Ontology annotation, cellular component: signaling receptor complex. The transcript is spliced from 2 exons. Gene Ontology annotation, molecular function: transmembrane receptor protein tyrosine kinase activity; ATP binding. Gene Ontology annotation, biological process: cell surface receptor protein tyrosine kinase signaling pathway; protein phosphorylation; positive regulation of kinase activity. NCBI's taxonomy places the organism in Eukaryota, Metazoa, Chordata, Leptocardii, Amphioxiformes, Branchiostomatidae. Bases 1 to 312 code for a protein of 103 amino acids. The record is from RefSeq and is a predicted model, not a curated record.
AUGCCGAUUCGGUGGACGGCGAUUGAAGCUCUUGACACUCAGGAGUUCACAUCACAGUCUGAUGUCUGGUCCUUCGGUAUCCUGAUGACUGAGAUCCUGACCAAGGGACGAGUUCCAUACGUAGGAUGGGACAAUGAUACCGUGAUAGCCCAGGUCCGCCGGGGGUACCGCUUGCCUGCGGAGGACGACUGGCCCGAAUCCCUGUACGAGAUCAUCAAGCGGUGCUGGGACAGAGAACCGCAGAGACGACCAACGUUCAAAUACCUCAAUCGCAUCCUGACCGGCUACUUUGCCGAUGGAGAAUAUUGUUAAAUAUACAUGAAGACAAAAUAUUCGUAGUAUUACAACUAACAAUCGAUGCAAUCUAUAAGCUACAGAGAGAAUUAAUUACACGUCUACACGUAACUGUAUCUUCAACGGCAGCAUGCAACUAACCUGCAAACAGCGCGCCACUUUAAUUUAUUCAACAAUUUGAAGAUGUCAGACAUCCAUGGUGUUUACAAGUUACAACUGUGUAAGGGGGUGUGGGUGUGGAAAUCUCACAUGAGAAAAACACGAGAUACAACGUAAUAUGUUUGCAAUAUCUUUUUUGCAAUCCUCUUCUGUAACUUGGAAGGGAAAAGCACCAGCUGUCAAGGAGGUCAUGUUACGAAAAACAUUACCAUAUCGACAAAGGAAGACCAAAAAGAUCUAUGGAUAUCGUUAUAAUACAAUUAAUAAAAUAAUUUCUUAUAUAAUAAAACAGUAUUUUUAUAAUUCAUGAAUUCAAUAUGAAGUAUACAUUCAAUAUAAUCCAAACACUAACAAUUACUAAAUAUGCACUAUCAUAUGAGGGUCGAUUUAAAAAAAGUGUAUCAUUAUAGCAUGGCCUAUGAGUACUAGUGCUAUUAUAGUGUCCUAACGCAUAUCAGGAGGACCACCCCUACAUGACUUAGUUCCGCCCACUAGGUCAGGUGCUACGGGACGGUCACUCAGAAACUCUGGCACAAUCAGUCUACCUAAAGCCCGGACUAAGAGACUUAGCAACUCGUUCCUUCAUUGUGCUGUUCGCCUCUAUAACAAGACAAUCCAACAGUAGUGUUAUAUAUAUUGUACCUAGCUAAAUUCUUCGUGAUAGCUGCAUAUUAUGCAUAGAUUUUAAGUUGUGUAAUCGUCUUCGAAUAUGUCUUAAUAUUGUGUUCGCCUAUGUUGUUUCAUGUGCACAAUGAAGAGUGUCACAAA